ACAAGAUUGUCAUAGUUAUGUAGUUACAAUGAUUUCACGCUAAUGUUUAUGUUGAUAUUUUUUCGCCAUUCAGAAAUCUACGAAAUGAUAAACGAAAAAUGAAAGUUAUUGUUGUUAGUUGACAUUUAAUACAAUAAGACUCCAGUAUGACGUCUAAAACUGUAUGCAUUACUCAAGAGGGUCCAGCUAAUGCUUUAGCUCUUAAUAAAGAUAAUAGCCAAGUUGUCAUAGCUGGACGUAAUGUAUUCAAAAUAUUUACAUUAAUGGAAGACAGGUUUGAAGAAUCAUGUAAUUUGAGAGUUGGAAAAAAUUUAAACUUGAAUUUUUCAUGCAAUGACGUUGCAUGGAACCUUAUUGAUGACCAUAUUCUGGCAACAGCCGCUACUAAUGGUGCAGUAGUUGUAUGGAAUUUAAAUAAAUCUUCAAGAUCAAAACAAGAACAUGUUUUCAUUGAUCAUAAAAGAACUGUUAAUAAAGUUAGCUUUCAUAUGACAGAACCUAUGUGGCUAAUAUCUGGUUCACAGGAUGGAACUAUGAAAUGUUUUGAUUUACGUAUAAAGGAAGCUACAAAAACAUUUUAUAGUAAUACGGAGUCUGUACGAGAUGUUCAAUUCUGUCCUCAUCAACCACAUACUUUUGCUGCUGUUUCUGAAAAUGGCCAUGUUCAACAGUGGGAUUUGCGAAAACAUGAUCGCUACUUUCAACAUUUUACUGCACAUAGUGGACCAAUAUUUGCUUGCGAUUGGCAUCCUGAAACUAAUUGGCUAGCAACAGCAUCUAGAGAUAAAACUAUAAAGGUUUGGGAUUUAUCUGUAAAACCAAGUUGUGAUUAUACUAUACACACGAUAGCUUCAGUAGGAAGAAUAAAAUGGAGACCACAGAGAAAAUAUCAUAUAGCAAGUUGUGCUUUGGUUGUGGAUUGUAGUAUAAAUGUAUGGGACAUUCAACGACCGUAUAUUCCAUUUGCUAGUUUUAACGAACACAAAGAUGUUCCUACUGGUGUAGCAUGGAGAGGAAAUCCACAAUCAUUCCUAUCAACAAGCAGGGAUUGCACUUUAUAUCAUCACGUAUUCAAAGAUGCUUCUAGACCAGCUAGUAAAGCGAAUCCGCAAGGCAUUGCUUUAAGUCCCAUCGGAGACGUUGCUUAUGCCUGCAAAGUAAAUGUAAAUAUGCCUAGUACAGUCAAGCAAUUAACUAAUAUAAUAAGAAAAACACCAGCGAUGAAUGAUACAUUCUGUAUGGCUUCAAGUGUGAUGCACAGAUUUGUUGUAAAUAUACCACGUGAUCCAACUUGGUUUAAAAUAUGUGCUGAAGGUUACAUACUUGCUGGAAAAUUAAAAGAUAUUUGUGAUCAUAAUGCUGCUGUUGCCAGCAAUGCAGGUAGAAAUGAUGUAAGCAUUGUUUGGAAUAUUAUAAAAACAUUAUAUACAAAUCCAUUAGGUGCAAUUUUAAAAACUCCUCCAACUGUUUCCAAGGAAGAUAUAGUAAACACUUUAAAUUUAGGACAAAUGGUAAAAGUAUCUGCUCUUGAUCAGUCAAAUCCAGGACAUGAAAAUGAUAUCAAAUCUUUGCAAGGAGAAGCACCUACUAGUGCGACGAGCGGUGGUGAUGAUGAAACUGAAACAGAUGAUACGCCAGAAAAUUUAAACUUUAUAAGUAGCAUAUUACCGAGUUACAGGAAGUCCUUUAUGGGACAUAAAGGUCAACCUAAAGGAGAUUUUCUAUUUGGUGAUAGCGAAUUUGAACCAAUUAGUACAGACUACAGUACUGGAUACAUUCAAAAUAUGAUAAAUGAUGAUAGUGACUGGACAUUACCUAAGGAAGCAUUCCCUUUAAGACAUGAAAUAAAAGAUCGAUCUCCGCCACCAGAACAGUUUCCUAAUCAUUCUCCAGAAAUCAAUGAUGAUUCUGUUUCUGUAAUGGUUGAUGAUCAGCCAUGUCAACUAAUAGUAACAGCUAUACCGAAACCAUCAUUCUGGGAUCCUACACAUUUGAUUGAAGAAGCGCUAAAACAUCAUGCAGCACUUAGGGAUAUUCAAACUUCUGCAUCUGUUCUUAUUGCUUUGGGUGAAAAAAGAAAAGGUUUAAAUAUUGACAUACCAAUUCAGGAACAUUGGCUAUUAGAAUAUAUAGACUUAUUGGGAAGAUUUAAACUUUGGAAUGUGACUACACAGAUAAUACAGUCAGCAUGGAUUCCAUCUAUUGCACAACUAAAUCAACAAUCAACAACUAUACAUGCAUGCUGUUUAACAUGUACUAAACCUUUACAAAGAGCAGCGUGGUUGUGUGACCGUUGUCAUUCAUCCAAACAUGCCCUUUGUUCUAUUUGCCAUCAGGUUGUUCGAGGAUUGUAUGCAUGGUGUCAAGGUUGCACACAUGGAGGACAUGUGAUGCAUUUAAAAGAAUGGUUUCGUAGUAAUCGUCAAUGUCCUACUGGUUGCGGUCACGUUUGUGAAUAUAUUUAAAUAUAUCACAAACCUGAGAGAGGGAAAUAAAGAAGCAUAUAGCUCAUGGAGGUAGUUCCUCCUUAGGACUCACCAAUUGCUUUGUAGACGGGAUCAUGACAUUAUCUUCCAACUUCAUGUGUUGUUCAAUCUGUCGUUGAUGUUGCAAGGUACAUUAAAAUCAAAUUUCUUUAUGUAAGUUUAAUGAUAUUUUAACAAUGUUUUUUUUUAUAAAAAUGAGAUGCGUUAUUUGAAAAAUUCUAUAAUUUGCGUAUUCUUUCAAAUCUAAACAUUUUUUUAUAAGAAAAGUUAAUAGAGAUAGUUAAUUUGUAUUCGGUACAAUAAAUCUCGUAUAA
Polistes canadensis is the source of this 2800-nucleotide messenger RNA. It is a transcript of the gene Wdr24, whose product is annotated as WD repeat-containing protein 24. Gene Ontology annotation, molecular function: protein binding. The transcript is spliced from 13 exons. Gene Ontology annotation, biological process: positive regulation of TOR signaling. Lineage: Eukaryota; Metazoa; Arthropoda; Insecta; Hymenoptera; Vespidae. The record is from RefSeq and is a predicted model, not a curated record. The coding region runs from base 147 to 2465 and encodes 772 amino acids.